GCCAUGAUCUGACAGAUUCCAACCACACAGGUUUUUUAAGGCACUGAUCACUUGAGGAGGCGAAGGAUCUUUCUUUCACAAGUUGAGACUUUGCAGCCGGUUGCAAAAGGUGCUGGAGCCGAGAGGUGGAGCUGUUUGCCCAAGGCUAGGAGAAAUUGCACAAUUUGAAGCAGGGAAAGGCUUCGGGUGGCCACAGAGCAAAGGGUGGAUUUCUGAACCUCACCAAACAAGUCCAGCUAGUCGAGGUUAAUGAUUGGCUGCAGAGACAACCAUGGCGGUGCUCAAGAUCGUCGCGCCUGUCCUCAUCGCUGUCCUCGCUUUCUAUGCCUAUACCUGGGAAAGCUUCUCCGAAGUGCAGAACAUCUGCAUCAUGGGCGGCUGAUGUUGACCAUCUCCUCUCUGUCUCCAGAAAUGGUGCGAGGGAAACGGGUCCUGGUGACGGGGUCAAGCACAGGGAUAGGGGAACAAAUGGCCUAUGAGUUCGCCUGGAUGGGGGCCCAUUUGAUGCUGACAGCGAGGAAUGAGACACGCCUCCAGAAGGUAGUCCAGAAUUGUCUGAAACUGGGAGCCGCCUCUGCUUCGUACGUCGUUUCAGAUAUGAGUGACUUGGCUUCUGCCCGGAAUGUUGUGGAAGAAACCAAGAAGGUCUUGGGGGGGUUUGAUCUGCUAGUUCUGAAUCAUGUCGGUGGAAAAAUCGGUUUUGGCCCGUACCAAGGAGACAUGGAAUCUGUGAUCAGCUCCAUGACGGUCAACUUCUUCAGCUACGUCCAGGUCACCGUGUCAGCCCUGAGCAUGUUGCAAGAGUCCCGUGGCAACAUCAUCGUGGUAUCGUCUAUAAGCGGUAUGGGCAGGCGACUGGAGGCCCCCCAGCCUAAGUGAUCUCAGGAGGUCCAAACUCUCUGAGCACAAU
Podarcis muralis (Common wall lizard) is the source of this 910-nucleotide messenger RNA. The record is from RefSeq and is a predicted model, not a curated record. Lineage: Eukaryota; Metazoa; Chordata; Lepidosauria; Squamata; Lacertidae.